This is a messenger RNA of Pieris napi, 2018 nucleotides long. RefSeq lists its product as uncharacterized. The transcript is spliced from 9 exons. The coding region runs from base 267 to 1304 and encodes 345 amino acids. Lineage: Eukaryota; Metazoa; Arthropoda; Insecta; Lepidoptera; Pieridae. The record is from RefSeq and is a predicted model, not a curated record.
GGGUCUUCGCCUAUCAGUCUCGGAUGUACCGCGGCGCUGUAUAAACCGCCUGCUCCAAAAAUCCUGAAUACAUUUCAAUUUUGCUAUUAGCAUUCGCUACGCGCGACUCGCCCUAGGCCGUACGACGCACGCCACUGACACAUUUCUGCGGUUACGUGCGUUUAUUGAAUUUAGAACAGUUUUGGUUUUUUUAAUCGGUGCAAUAAACACUCUGUGACUCACGUGCUCUAGGAUCUUUGGUGUUUCACGGAAGAGGUUUACUUGGAAUGAUGAAGAUGCUUAUUAAAAGGCGCAGUGAUCCGUCGUUCCUUACCGUAUGGAUAUUUUUAUUACAAAUGUUGGGCGGUGGUCAUCGUGGCGCUGAAGGCCACGGGAGGCUGAUGGACCCACCCGCAAGAAAUUCCAUGUGGCGAUUCGGUUUCCCUAAUCCUGUCAACUAUAACGACAACGAAUUAUUCUGCGGAGGAUAUGCAGUCCAGUGGGAACAGAACCAGGGGAGAUGCGGCGUGUGCGGCGACGCGGACCACAUCACAGAGCCGCGACCGCACGAGGCUGGCGGGAUGUAUGGCAAGGGGAUUAUUACACGACACUAUAGCGUUGGACAGGAAAUUGAAGUGGAAAUCGAGCUGACAGCAAAUCAUCUUGGCACGUUUGUUAUGAAAUUGUGCCCCAAUAACAACCCCAAGCAAGAAGCUACUCAGGAAUGCUUUGACAGGUAUCCUCUGUUCGUGUCAGGCACACGCGAAGAUAGGUUCCUCAUUCCUCUGGAUACAGCAAAGAAAGAGGUGUUCAGAUAUAGAGUUCGGUUACCAGCUUACAUUACGUGUACACAAUGCGUGCUUCAAUGGACAUACUAUACAGGGAAUAUGUGGGGUAUAUGUCCGAACGGUACAGAAGCGGUAGGAUGUGGUCGUUCUGAAACAUUCAGGAACUGUGCUGAUAUCAGCGUUAUUACCAGCACGGGUGGUCUACCACCAGCAUUCGCCGGAGACCUGCGACGAGACAAUCCAUACUUAUUGUACUACAGGGAUUACAGUAUGCCACAGAACAUCUAUCCUCUUGUCGUCAGAGACCAAGUGUGCCUGCCUUCGGAUGGUUUCCGUAUGCUGCCAGGAAUGCAGAAUUGGUGUCAAACCAAUUGCCUUCGAUACCCGCCAAACUGCCCCGAAGCUUUGUGUCAUUGCCCACAAGUUUGCGAAUCCAUCGGCGAAUGGGAAGGGAGAGACGGGGCUGAUGUGUACUGCAUGGACUUAUGUAUCGUGUACCCACCCCGUUGUCCAAGGGACAAGUGCCUUUGUUACUAGAUCCAUUAUGAGCAUCAAAGGUGAUAACAACACAACAACUGCUAUCUUAUCUCUUAACUUAUACAAUAUACAAAAAAUGUUUAUUACUUCUUUAAAUAGCAAUAAUAGUCUUCCAAUGCAACGAAUAAUGUAAAUAUUCUAAAUAUAACCUUUGAUGUGACCUUUUUAACGUAAAUAUCGAUUUAUAAAAUCUGCCAUAAGCUGAAAUUAAUAAGGAACUACUAAAAAACUACAAAAAUACUUAGACUUCGGGUAAGUUACAGAGCUGAAUCCCAGCAUGAAAUAUAACAUAUUUUUAACAUAUAAGAGCUUAGAUUAAGGCCCACAAGGACUAAAUUCUAAACCUUAAAUUACACAGAGCAAUAUCUGACCUAUGUUUGGCGUCACCAUAGAGAGCCAUAGAGCAAAGUCUAACUUUUAUAAACAGUCACCAUAAGUAGUUUCGUCAAAACUCUUUGGUAAAACCUUUUUACUUCAACUAUUUAUAUAUUUCAUAGAAAAUCUUAAGUAGAUGGAGUAGAUAAGAAACUAAGGUGAAUUCAUUAUAUCAUAAUAUUGAUAUGUAGGUAUAAAAUGCAUUUUGCUGUAAUAAUUAAAAUAUUUUUGUACAGUUGUAUAUAUAUGAAUACUUUCAUGAAAUUGCUGCCAGAAUUAACGUUAUUAUUAAAAUUUACGUUUUAAGAUGAUUGUAAAUUAAAUGAUUUAAAUAUUAAA